AUGUCAAAUAAAUACAUAACUCAAUUUCCCAUUCCUUAUCGAAAGAGAGAAAAACUCGAAGCGUUUUAUACUUUUGUCUUUAAUAUAGAAGAAACUAAAAAGGCAUGAGAGGUUCAAGAACAGGUUCUUCAGACAUGAGCGCUUGGUGUUCUGCUGUUGUGUUGCUGUCUUUAAUACUUUUGUUAUCUGUUCGUGAGAACAACGCUUCUAACUCGAUCAGAGGGUCUCAAUUCUCAGAGAAACCUUGCGAAGAGAUUUACGUCGUCGGAGAAGGUGAGACGCUUCAUACCAUCGGAGAUAAAUGCGGUGACCCGUUUAUAGUGGAGCGAAACCCUCAUAUCCAUGAUCCGGAUGAUGUCUUUCCCGGUCUUGUCCUCAAAAUCGCACCUUAUUACUUCUCCAGAAAAUUGUAAGACAUAUACCAAAGAACAAAAAGGUUUUUUUUUUUUUUUUCUCUUUUAAUUUUGUUUUAAGCAUACUUUUUCCUAUGUACAUAUAUACUAAAGGAUUCCAUAAUAAAUACAGAGUUUUCAAAGAAACA
Messenger RNA from Camelina sativa (false flax), 541 nucleotides. RefSeq lists its product as uncharacterized. The record is from RefSeq and is a predicted model, not a curated record. Lineage: Eukaryota; Viridiplantae; Streptophyta; Magnoliopsida; Brassicales; Brassicaceae.